Rhododendron vialii is the source of this 1017-nucleotide messenger RNA. RefSeq lists its product as uncharacterized. Bases 1 to 909 code for a protein of 302 amino acids. The record is from RefSeq and is a predicted model, not a curated record. The transcript is spliced from 5 exons. Lineage: Eukaryota; Viridiplantae; Streptophyta; Magnoliopsida; Ericales; Ericaceae.
AUGGUCAAUUCCAGUUGCAGUAGAUUUUUUCGGGUUGAUGCACAUUGCUCAAGCAUUGAUGUAAAAAGUCAAUGGUAUAAGGAUGACCCAUUCGUUUUUCCAAGUCAAGUCCAACAAGUAUUCUACAUUGCAGAUACAAAGUUGGGAAAUAACUACAGAUUUGUUGUUGAAGAUCCUCCCAUCGUAACCUCUUUGAGGAGAAAUGAUAUUGAACCUGCAAUUAUUAGGGAGGAAGAAGAUCAUAGCGAUGAGGAUGAAGAAGACCUAAUGGGUGAUCUAGACGAUGAAGAAAAGAGGAAGAAAAUCAAAGUGAUUCUGAUGAUGAUUUUGACAGUUAUCUACAUGUAUGCUUACAUAUGGGUGACAAAGUAUGUGGUAGUUUGGAUACAAAUUAUUUACUCUUAUUUUGCAGGUGCAUCUUCAGUAAAGCGGCGGCGUGUGCGAGGGCCAACACGUGGAAAAAGAAUUAGAAGGAUAAUUGUUAAGAAUAAAGGGGAGAGGAUCCUAGCUUAUGUGACACCGGAAAUAAGAGUAUUUUGCGGAAACAAUGCAAACAAGGUGGCAAGUCAAGUAGGGACACAAAUUAGGUGGAUAUGUCCUAUUAUGGGAUUUUACCCCUUGUGGAAAAGUGUUGAUUCAACGUUGAAAGAUGCCAUCUUACAAGUGGUCCGGGAGAAAAUUAAAGUCACCGAAAAUGAAGUUGAGUCUACUGAGUUAGUUGAGGAAGUUUUUCAUGAAAAGGCAAAUCUACUCUACAAAGAUUGGAAAUGGAGAAUGGACGAUUUCUAUGCAAAGACAUUGUGCGAUAGCAAAGGCGCAUAUCAGCAUCCUUUUCAAGAGACACCCACAGAUGACUGGAAGUACAUGAUCGAUCAUGUAUUCAAGGAUCCAAAACGAAAGGUUAAUUGAAUACUUAUUGGAGUUACAUUUCCAACUCUAACUUAAUAUCUAACAAAUGAUUUUUUCAACCCCGCAAAGAUGCUAGCAAAUUAAAUAGAGAGGUCGUACCUUAUGGUC